AUGUCAAAAAUCUUGUCAAGAGAGUGGAUUGUUUCGCACAGAACUGAGAUGUGGGUCCUGAUUCUGGUGGCACACUUGUUCCAAAGGAAUGUGGAUUCAGUACGCAUGCCGACUAAAGAUGUGGACCCUGAAGCGUUCAUGAAUAUUAGUGAAAUCAUCCGACAUCAAGGCUACCCCUGUGAGGAGUAUGAAGUUGCCACAGAAGAUGGGUAUAUUCUUUCCGUUAACAGAAUUCCUCAAGGCCUCGUGCGACUUAAUAAGACAGGCUCCAGGCCUGUGGUGUUACUGCAGCAUGGCCUGCUUGGAGACGCCAGCAACUGGAUUUCCAACCUGCCCAACAACAGCCUGGGCUUCAUCCUGGCAGACGCCGGGUUUGACGUGUGGAUGGGGAACAGCCGGGGCAACACCUGGUCUCGGAAACACAAGACCCUCUCCACAGACCAAGAUGAGUUCUGGGCUUUCAGUUAUGAUGAGAUGGCUAGGUUUGACCUUCCUGCAGUCAUAAACUUUAUUUUGCAGAAAACGGGCCAGGAAAAGAUCUAUUAUGUCGGCUAUUCACAGGGCACCACUAUGGGCUUUAUUGCAUUUUCCACCAUGCCAGAGCUGGCUCAGAAAGUAAAAAUGUAUUUUGCCUUAGCACCAAUAGCUACUAUUAAACAUGCAAAAAGCCCUGGGACCAAAUUCCUGUUGCUGCCUGAUAUGAUGAUCAAGGGAUUAUUUGGUAGGAAAGAAUUUCUGUACCAGACCAGAUUUUUCCGCCAGUUUUAUAUUUACCUUUGUGGCCAGAUGAUUAUUGAUCAGAUUUGUAGCAAUAUCAUUUUACUUCUGGGAGGAUUUAACACACAAAACAUGAACAUGAGCCGAGCAAAUGUGUAUGUUGCUCAUUCUCCUGCUGGAACAUCUGUGCAGAAUAUCCUACACUGGAGCCAGGUGGCAAAUUCUGGGGAACUCCAGGCAUUUGACUGGGGAAGUGAGACCAAAAAUCUGGAGAAAGGCAAUCAGCCAAGUCCUGUGAGGUACAGAGUUAGAGACAUGACGGUCCCCACAGCAAUGUGGACUGGAGGUCAGGACUGGCUUUCAAACCCAGAUGAUGUGAAAACACUGCUCUCUGAAGUGAACAACCUCAUCUACCACAAGAACAUUCCCGAAUGGGCGCACGUGGAUUUCAUCUGGGGUUUGGAUGCACCUCAUCGUCUGUAUAACGAAAUCAUACAUCUGAUGAAGCAGGAGGAGACCAGCCUUUCCCAGGGAAUGUGCAGGGUCAGACUCUGAAGCACCAAAUACUGACAUGUCUUCUGAAAAACCUCAUGGACGAUGGUGCUGGGGUCCACGAACAAAGGAUUUUAAGGAUUUCCAGAACUGGAAACCUAUGGUAUCAAUAGAAGGGAAGUAGAGAAGGGAGGGCAGAAAAUAUUACAUAUUCCUUCAAAUCUCUUGCAUUUGGUACU
Messenger RNA from Artibeus jamaicensis (Jamaican fruit-eating bat), 1448 nucleotides. It is a transcript of the gene LIPM, whose product is annotated as lipase family member M. The transcript has 9 exons. The record is from RefSeq and is a predicted model, not a curated record. The coding region runs from base 1 to 1272 and encodes 423 amino acids. Gene Ontology annotation, molecular function: hydrolase activity, acting on ester bonds. Lineage: Eukaryota; Metazoa; Chordata; Mammalia; Chiroptera; Phyllostomidae.